ACCUGCCUUGCAUCACACCAUACUUUCCCAGCAUUUCGCAUCGUGAUACGGAUAGCUCAUAACCUCCACCAACCGUGUGACUGCGAAUCAGAAAGAUCCGGUGAUAGUAAACAGCCUUGGAACCACUAUGGCUACAAAGUUGCGAGUUGCGACCGUGCAGGAGCACUUCUGCUCGCCCCUCUGGCAGCUCGCCGAGUCAGACUGGGGCCGCGCGAACAUCGAGCUUGUCUUCAACAACUCAGGAUCUGGGCAGAUGAUCUCAAACCUGUCCAAUGAUGGAGACGGAAGAAAGAUCGAUGCCGCUGUCGCGCUGACCGAGGCACUCAUCGCCGGCAUCGCUAAGGGCCGCAGGGAUUACAAGCUUGUUGGUUCUUACGUCCGCUCGUCCCUCAAUUGGGCAGUUAUCACCGGGACCGACCCAAAAGCCACCAAGUACCAAAACAUCGAUGAUCUCAAAGGCGAGACGAUCGGAAUCUCAAGAAUUGGGAGCGGGAGUCAAACGAUGGCGUACUACAUGGCGAUGCAGCAAGGCUGGGGGGCGGAUAUAAAGUUCAAGGUGAACGACACUUUUGAGAAUCUCAGAAAGGGCGUGAAUCAAGAGCCGGGCCUCGAAACAGCCGCCUUCAUGUGGGAGUGGGUGACCACGCUUCCAUACGUACACAGUGGCCAGGUACGCUACAUUGGCAAUGUUCCGACGCCGUGGCCCAGUUGGUCUAUUGCCGCCUCCACUUCGAUCCUCGUCCCAGGGUCCGAGGACCAACAGCUUCUCGACACGUUCCUCUCCAAGCUGCAAGAGAGCAUCGCGACUUUCCUCCACCCCGAUUCGAUCUCACAACAGAAACCCCAGCAAUUCGUACAGCAGCGCUUCGAAUACAAGCCCGAAGACGUGGAGACCUGGUUCAACAGCGUACGCUACGUGCGUGAUCCGAGGCCUGAUUCGAAAAAUGAUACAGCCGUAGCACUCGUGCCGACUGGGCAGCAAACUUGCACGGAAACUGUGUCAAGAGAGACAAUCACCACAACGCUCAGCAUACUCGCAAAGGCUGGCGCGAUUCAGACGCCUCAUGGAGGCUUUGAUCUCGCGGACUUUGCUCGCGAGCAGUCGCUUGUAGAUUAGCUGCAGUUUUCAAUGCAAAGAACCGCACAGCGAAGGUGCAAGCCUCCGGC
Molecule: messenger RNA, 1167 nt
Organism: Tilletiaria anomala UBC 951
Lineage: Eukaryota; Fungi; Basidiomycota; Exobasidiomycetes; Georgefischeriales; Tilletiariaceae
Exons: 2
Coding region: 128-1117 (329 amino acids)
Source: RefSeq, a predicted model, not a curated record